ACUCUGUGCUUGUUGGUGGUGACGUAUACUGCGGAAAAUCAUUAAACAGUGCAAGUUCUGGUCUUGAAAAAUUAAAUUCCACAAGAGUAAUUAUCGUGGACAAGCCGAUUUCAUCGUUUUGUACCUGUGUGAAUUGAAGAUUUAUUCUUAUUACGAAAUAUAAGACGUCACGUUUGGCAUUCUGACAUUUCUAGUAUGUCAUGAAAAACAAAUAGUGCGAAAUAGUCGAAAAUCAAAGUUUCACUCGAGAAUUUGGGUGUGAAAUAAAAGGAAUUAAAGCUAAGAAGUGGUUUUCCAAGAACAUCAAAUUCAAAUAGUCCGCCAAGAGGUGACGUCAGACCGAUAAUCGACGAAGAUACCUCGUGAAGAAUCGUUCCACUUAGUGUGGCGGGCGCGGCCAUAUUUGUAGUACGCGGAAAAAAGCUGAUAGGUUUGUGUGGUGCUGUGAAUUUCAUCUAAAAUCAUCUGAAAAUGGCUGAUAGGGAGGAUAAUGUAUACAAAGCGAAAUUAGCGGAACAAGCAGAACGUUAUGAUGAAAUGGUGGAGGCCAUGAAGAAGGUGGCCAAGCUCGACCUCGAGCUGACGGUGGAGGAGCGCAACCUGCUCUCGGUGGCCUACAAGAACGUCAUCGGCGCCAGGAGGGCCUCCUGGAGGAUAAUCUCCUCCAUCGAGCAGAAGGAGGAGAACAAGGGGGCCGACGACAAGUUGGAGAUGAUCCGCCAGUACCGUUCGCAGGUCGAGAAGGAACUGCACGACAUCUGUUCCGACAUACUGACCGUCCUGGACAAGCACCUCAUCCCCUCCGCGUCCACCAGCGAGUCGAAGGUGUUCUACUACAAAAUGAAGGGCGACUACCACCGCUACCUGGCGGAGUUCGCGACCGGUUCCGACCGCAAGGACGCGGCCGAGGACUCGCUGGUCGCGUACAAGGCGGCCAGCGACGUGGCCAUGACCGAGCUGCCGCCCACGCACCCGAUCAGGCUCGGCCUGGCCCUCAACUUCUCCGUGUUCUACUACGAGAUACUGAACAGUCCGGACAGGGCCUGCCGCCUGGCCAAGGCCGCCUUCGACGACGCCAUCGCCGAGCUGGACACCCUCAGCGAGGAGAGCUACAAGGACAGCACGCUGAUCAUGCAGCUACUCAGGGACAACCUUACCUUGUGGACCAGCGACAUGCAGGGAGACGGUGAGAACGAACCAAAGGAACAGCUGCAGGACGUCGAGGACCAGGACGUGUCGUAAUUUAAGCGUUGAACAAGAGAAAACAAAACGAACUAAAAAAGUGCUGUGUAGUGCAGGGCGUAAAGUUCAAAAAUUAUGCUCUAGACAUUAUCGACGGGGCCGUCGUAUCACAACUCCCCGAUACAGGGCCCGGUACAUAUUGUAUUAUUAUUAUUAUUCUUAGCCGUAAAUAUACUGUCUCUGUUUUUUGUCUUGGUAUGACUCUGGACCGGAAUGAGUGUGGAAAUUCGUCUCUCUCUCUCUCCGUCUGUCACUUUCAUCAUCGUAACUGUCCCCCCCCUACUUCACCUAGCGCCCCCCACGUUUCUAGGACUUCGAUUUAACCCCCAACCCCCCUUUGUCAAAAUUUCGUGUGAAUGGAUAAGUGCGCGUAGGAUUUGCUUGUGUAUUUAAUUCCCUUCGUAAUUGUUUUUCUAAAUUAUGAGUUUUAUAUCGUUUAGUCGUUACCAGCAAUAUUCCAGUGGUAAGUUUUAACAAUGGCAGCCUAUGAUUUUUCUCGAUACUUGAACGAUGGAUGGACCUCCCUCUCUUUUUUUCGUUUUUAAAUUUGAUUGACGGUAAGAUGCCCUAGAUCAUCCAAGCUAAUCGAAAUUGAAGAUACGCUUUACAAAAACGCAAGCCAUCGUCAGACAUUUUACAUUCAGGCCGUUUGAAGCUGUGUUUUUCAAUCACUCAGGUUGAUGUGACGGGAUACAAGAGGUAGUUUGACUGAAUAAUCCAUUACGGCCAUGAGUUUUCCCAGGUUCAGUGUCAACCGAACGUUUUGAUAGGGGGAUCAAGUUUUCUUACACUGCCACCUCGAUUUUCCACCACCAAAGUCCCAGUCUCGACAUCAACCUGGUCCCUACACCUCUCUUGCUCUUGAUUUGUCGGCAGGUCUGGAGGAAGCCGAUGUAUCUCGUACAAAAGCAUUCCUUUAACAUUUUUUUUUUAACGUUUAGUUGAUAAUUCUGAAGCAAUAAAUUUUGGAUGUAGGUAAGCCUGUUUACCUAUGUAUGAAAAUAUGAUGACAAUCUAGCAUUUUUUUUAUAGUUCGAAUAGAUUUCGCUAAACAUCACUGGUUUUCUUUUUCACAGUUUGUUAUUUCACCCGUCUCCCACUAACAGAUCUCGACUGGUCGCUGUAGGUCGAUUUUGUGUACUUACCAAAUUAACUUAACGUGGCCCUUGAUUUUUUUUUUCGAUUUUGACUCCGACCUCAGUCGAUGUUCGAGAUUGUUAUUUUAGAGACUGGACGUUGGAAUAAGUUGCAUUUUUCUUGUAUGUAUGAAUGUAAAAUGCUGUGUAGAUUGGUAAAACAAAUUGAUGUAUUAUUAUAAAAUACUUGAAAA
Molecule: messenger RNA, 2572 nt
Organism: Coccinella septempunctata (seven-spotted ladybird)
Lineage: Eukaryota; Metazoa; Arthropoda; Insecta; Coleoptera; Coccinellidae
Gene: 14-3-3epsilon
Product: 14-3-3 protein epsilon
Exons: 4
Coding region: 472-1242 (256 amino acids)
Biological process (GO): signal transduction
Cellular component (GO): cytoplasm
Source: RefSeq, a predicted model, not a curated record